UCAAUACACACACACACAGUGGGAUCACCGUUUUGUGUGUUACUGUAGAAAUAUCAAUAAGGAGGUCCAGAGAGAUGGAUGAUCAGGUGCUGCAGCAACUACCGAGGAUUGCGUUCGCCGUCGCCCUGGUCGGGAUCCUGAGCAUGAUCACACGAUUAUAUGAGGUCAUGAUAUGGAGGCCCAAGAGGCUGAGAGGAAAGCUCCUGAAACAAGGUAUCAGUGGUCCUCCUCCCUCAAUUAUCCUCGGCAACCUCCCCGAGAUGAAACGCUUCUCCAGCGAGCCCCAGCGUGGAGAAGAUCAAGUGGCAGAUGGAGAAGCCAAGAUCGGAAAUAGAGAUCAGGAUAGUCGAGUAAUCACUCACAACUGUUCUUCCAAGGUCUACCCAUUCCUCGAGCGCUGGAGGAAGGAAUACGGACCGGUGUUUAUGUUCUCGUUUGGGAACAUACAGAUGCUCCACGUGUACGACCUGGACACCCUGAAGGAGAUGACCAUGUGCACAUCCUUGGAUUUGGGGAGGCCCUCGAAUCUGUUCCGGAAGUUGGGUCCACUGCUAGGCCGCGGCGUAUUGACUUCAAACGGGACCCAAUGGGCCCACCAACGAAAAAUCAUUGCCCCUGAACUCUACGCUGAUAAAGUAAAGGGUAUGAUAAGCUUAAUGGUUCAAUCGUCUAUGACUUUGGUGAAAUCAUGGGUAGAUAUGAUGGAUAGAUCAGAAGGCGGAGCGGCCGACAUUAAAAUUGAUGCCUUCAUGAGGAGCUUCUCUGGGGAUGUGAUCUCGAGGGCCUGUUUUGGGAGUAGUUUUUGCGAAGGAGAGCAGAUAUUCGUCAAGCUUCGAGGUCUCCAGGAGGCCCUAUCUGAAAAAAUGCUUGGCAAUGAUAAUAUCCAUGGAUUCAGGCAACUUCCAACGAAGAGCAACCGAGCGAUAUGGAGGCUGGAGAAAGAAGUUUGGUCAUUGAUUUUGAAAGUAGUGAAGGAAAGGGAAGGAGCGAAAUCGGAGAAGGACCUCCUGCAAAUGAUCCUUGAUGGGGCCAAAGACGGUCACUUGAGUAGCAAUGAGAUGGACCGUUUCAUAGUCGACAACUGCAAGAACAUAUACCAAGCUGGGUACGAAACAACAGCCGUCGUCGCCUCAUGGACGCUCAUGCUGUUGGCCUCAAACUCGGAUUGGCAGGCCAAAGUCCGCGAGGAGAUCUACCAAGUCUGUGCAGGCCAACCUCCUAACUCCGCCACGAUUCGGAACAUGAAAACGAUGACGAUGGUGAUCCAUAAGUCACUACGGCUAUACCCACCAGUGGCAAUCUUCUCGCGGGAGGCACAACAGGAUAUUAAGUUCGGAGAUGUGCUUGUGCCGAAAGGCGUCACUGUGUGGGCACCUGUGGCCACCCUCCACAUCAAUCCAGACAUCUGGGGACCCAACGCGGCCCUCUUCUGCCCAGAGCGCUUCUCAAAUGGCGUCUCUGCCUCCUGCCGCCAUCCCCAUGUGUACAUGCCCUUCGGGGUGGGGCCUCGCAUCUGCCUUGGACAGAACCUAGCCAUGGCAGAGCUGAAGGUCGUACUCUCCAUUAUCCUAUCCAACUUCGCCUUCUCCCUGUCCCCAAGUUACAAUCACAGCCCUGUGAUGAGGCUCGUCAUAGAGCCGGAGCAUGGAAUCAACCUCCUCGUUAAGAAACUCUGAUAUACUCCAGUAACCAUAUUGCAUGACAUAUUAGUAUUUGCAUUGCUAUUUCCGUCCAGUCCCAACCCCCCACUUUAGGUUGGAGGGCACCUUGCAUGUUGCUUGUAAUUCAUUUAUAUUAUAGUAGUCAUGUAAGCAGUUUAUAUGUGUAAUUCUUCCGAUUCUGUCAAAUAUAUGUGUAUCUUUUGUGAUGCUUUUAUAUCUU
This is a messenger RNA of Punica granatum (pomegranate), 1881 nucleotides long. Lineage: Eukaryota; Viridiplantae; Streptophyta; Magnoliopsida; Myrtales; Lythraceae. The record is from RefSeq and is a predicted model, not a curated record.